CCUCAUUGACGCUGCCAGCUUUACGAUAAGAGUACUAUUAUCAGUAUGUUGUUAAUUCACUUUCACAUAUUCUCAACGUUGAAGACUUCUCUGAAGCAGACCAAUGCCGUCAGUUGAAAUUCCCGUCUGAAAAAGCAUUUGACAGCAAACGCUUCAUUAACCACGGGAUCCGCACCAUUGAGGUCAUGGUCAUGGAGUUCUGUAAAACCAUGUGUUAUAUGGAGCCCAACUGUGUCAGCAUUAAUAUUGACAAACGAGCGGAUGGAAAUGGAAAGUACAAAUGUGAAUUGAAUAAUGUGACUCACGAAGGACACAAAGACGAACUGAUAGAAGAUGGACAUUUUUCUUACCAUGCAGCUGAGACCGCUUGUGUCAAAAACUCUUGCAAGAACAACGCCACUUGUCAAAGUGGUUUUACUGAUGAAGGAUAUCGCUGUUUGUGUACUGUUGGAUUUAAGGGUCAGACAUGUGAUAAAGAUAUUGAUGAAUGCGCAACAUCUAAGCACGACUGCAGUGCCAGUGCUGUGUGCAUGAAUACCAAGGGAUCGUACAACUGUACAUGUAAACCUGGAUAUUCUGGUGAUGGACGCACUUGCAAAGAUGUUGAUGAAUGUGCCGUUGGGAAUCACGACUGUGGUACCAAUGCCGUAUGCAACAACACCAAGGGAUCGUACAAUUGCACAUGCAGGACUGAUUAUUGGGGAGAUGGAAAGACGUGCAUUAGAAAGGGUGGCCCGCUAUUUUCCACCUGCAAGGAGGUUUAUGACGGGCAAACAUCGACUAUGGAUAAACUGGUGACUUUAAUUAUUGAUUCAAAACCAGUCACCGUUCGUUGUUACAAUGAAAUUGAUGGAUGCGGAGAUGGGGGAUGGACACCGGUCAUGAAAAUCGAUGGCAACGAGAAUACCUUUCGCUAUGACUCACAUCAUUGGACUGAUAAAAAGGAAUAUAACUCUCCUGGCGGAAAGACUGCGUUUGACAACAAGGAAACUAAGCUACCGACUUACUGGAACACAAGCUUCUCUAAGAUAUGCCUAGGUAUGAAAUUUGGCCAACAGCUCAGUUUCGUUGUCUUGAACAAGGAGGCCGACUCUCUGUACUCACUGAUCGCUGACGGACAAUACCGCGCAACAUCACUUGGCCGCGACACGUGGAUGACGCUGAUUGCUCCAGAGGGAAAAUUACAGGACAAUUGCAACAGGGAAGGGUUCAAUGCUAAAUCUAAAAGAAAUACACACUCUAAAGCAAGGAUUGGGAUUCUUGGAAACAAUGAGGAUAAUUGCGAAAGUUGUGACUCCAGAAUUGGGUUUGGUACUUGGGGAAAACCUGAUAACACCAUCACGUGUGGAAAUGCAGCCUCGGGGUACUUUGGGUGGAGAAAUAAUGGAGAAUAUAUCCCAACAAUGGGUUACAUCUUGGUGCAGUAGGGAGGCACUACCCUGGAAAGAAACCACCAAAUGAUGAAAUGGUGUUAAUGGAUACCUACGUCAGUUAGUAAUUAGGAUCGGAAUAAACUAAAAUAGAUAUGAGUAUAUUAGCGAAUAAAUAGACAACUAAAUAGAAGUCGGAAAAACCGAUGAGCCAGUUGAUGAUGUAUUAAUUGUCAUUGUGUUAAGAAUCGUGUCGACAAACAAGAUGUUUCUUUAGUCUGUUAAAAGUAAUUUACAAGCUUUCACAGAUUAUUUUUCUGGUCUUUGUCACAGUUUUUAUCAAUAUUCGUAAUUUCGAUAACAAAGAGCACCCGGGUUAGUUUAUUUGGAGUCAUGUUCAGCUUCAUGGUAAAUUGCU
Molecule: messenger RNA, 1788 nt
Organism: Stylophora pistillata
Lineage: Eukaryota; Metazoa; Cnidaria; Anthozoa; Scleractinia; Pocilloporidae
Molecular function (GO): calcium ion binding
Source: RefSeq, a predicted model, not a curated record